Messenger RNA from Chelonus insularis, 2040 nucleotides. RefSeq names its product dopamine receptor 1-like (gene Dop1). Bases 19 to 1248 code for a protein of 409 amino acids. Gene Ontology annotation, molecular function: G protein-coupled receptor activity. The transcript is spliced from 6 exons. Gene Ontology annotation, cellular component: plasma membrane. The record is from RefSeq and is a predicted model, not a curated record. NCBI's taxonomy places the organism in Eukaryota, Metazoa, Arthropoda, Insecta, Hymenoptera, Braconidae. Gene Ontology annotation, biological process: G protein-coupled receptor signaling pathway.
CGCCAGCUGCCGCACGUCAUGAUUCUACCCCAGAAUAACUCGACAGAAGAUGAAGAGGAUUUACCAGAGGACGCUUUGUCAUUACUAUCACUGCUAUUCGUCGGUUUCCUCCUAUUCGUCUUGAUAUUUCUAUCAGUAGCAGGCAAUGUACUUGUGUGUGUUGCAAUUUAUACAGACCGUGGACUUAGACGAAUAGGAAACCUUUUCCUGGCCUCCUUAGCAAUAGCCGACCUCUUUGUGGGUUGUUUGGUGAUGACUUUCGCCGGUGUGAAUGAUCUCCUAGGUUAUUGGAUGUUUGGACCAAGAUUUUGCGAUACGUGGAUCGCAUUCGAUGUCAUGUGUAGCACUGCCUCGAUACUGAAUUUGUGUGCAAUCUCUCUGGAUCGGUAUAUUCAUAUCAAGGAUCCUUUGAGGUACGGUCGUUGGGUAACGAGAAGGAUCGCCGUAGCGAGUAUUGCAGUUGUUUGGCUUCUAGCUGGAACAGUUUCAUUUGUCCCUAUCAGCUUAGGACUUCACAAAAGUCAAGAUUCAAAAAACUCAUCUCUAACCUACGACGAUGGGACACAGGAAUUCCCGACGUGUGCUUUGGAUCUAUCACCAACUUAUGCCGUCGUAUCAUCGUGCAUAUCCUUCUACGUCCCUUGCAUCGUAAUGGUCAGCAUCUACUGCAGACUUUACUGUUAUGCUCAGAAACACGUAAAAAGUAUACGUGCUGUAACCAAACUCCCUCAACCAUCACUGGCAAAGAGUUUUCGUGUUAAAAGUACACGAAAGCUUCAACAAACAAAGACUAAACCACCAGCAAAGACGAAGCCAACGAGUCCUUAUCAUGUUUCUGAUCAUAAAGCAGCAAUAACUGUAGGUGUUAUUAUGGGUGUCUUUCUCAUAUGUUGGGUACCUUUUUUUUGCGUCAACAUUGUUGCCUCAUUCUGUAAAACUUGCAUUCCCGACCGAGCUUUUCAGGUUCUCACCUGGCUCGGUUAUAGCAACUCGGCCUUUAACCCAAUAAUCUACAGCAUUUUCAACACUGAAUUUCGCGAGGCAUUCAAACGCAUUCUCACAAAAGGCGCGAGAGCACGAGGAAAUCAACCAUCAACUAGUGAAUGUGGUGAAUUUCGUUCAGUAAUCGUUCAAAAGAGGAAUGGAUCAAUCGUUGAAUGUAAUAUCAGUCAUAGGUCAAGUGCUGACAGUUGUCAAGUAGGACAGGUUGGUAAACAACACCGGGAUACAAUUGUGAGCGCAAUAUAGAUAGUCUCAGGUCAAAGUUGUCCAUUCACUAGCGAUUAUGUCAACGACAAUCAUCUUGCUGAAGACAUAUCUUAGGUCUUAACUUUAUUGGAUGUAUGAUGGAAGGUUGAAAUGAUCCUAAGGACAUUUAUACACUUGUAAGAAAGGGAUAAAAAAAUAAUAAAAAAUAUAACAAAAAAAACAUGGAGAAUAUAAGUGAAAGAUAUUAAAUAAGGAUUUAAAAGAUAAUGACUUUGUGUCCAAGUCUUUGUCAAGUGGUCGAAUUCAAUCAUCUUUCUCAUCUUGUAAAUGAUCAUUUAUUUAUUUUUCUAUUAAAGUUAUGAAGUCUAAAGUUAAAAACGGGUUAAGCGGAGGAUUUGAAACAGAAAAAUGACGAAAAAGUGAAUAAAAAAUAAUAAUAGUGUUGGGAUGUAUAAUUAUAACGCGUGCGCAAUAAUGUGAGCAAUAUUUAUGACACCUUGAAAUAUUAGCGCAGUUAAUCGAUAUUCAAUGAGUCGAGUAUUACUAUUAUUAAACAAAUAAUCAAGGUUCUCUCUUUUAUGUAAAUAUAUGAUUAUUAUACAUAUACAUAUGAAUUAUAUAUAUAUAAUAAUGUAUCGUAGGUUUUAAGUGGAAUAAUGUACACAUAAUUAAUGCAAAUGAGUCACUUUUUUUCAGUCUUCCCAAAGAGUUUUCUAACUGUUUGCACGAGAAUCUUCAUUAAAGCGUAUGCGGAUAAAUUUGAGUAACGGUUCAAGAAAAAUCCCAAUACAUUAGAAACUUUUUUAUUUUAUUUUGAUAAAGAAAAAUUUG